AUGGCCCGCAGCCAGAAGCCUGAGCGCCCGCACCGCCCUCGGUCCAGCAGCCGGCCGCACAGCAGCGCUCUACGUCAUCGCUGCGCGCCCGACAGCGGCGCCUUCCCGCUCCCUAACCCUGACGCCAGAGCGGCGCCGGCCUUAGCGGCUGAGGAGAGCGGGAGGAGGUUGCGGCGGCGGGAAGAUGACCACAUCAUGGAGAUAUUCUCCACCUACGGGAAAAUUAAAAUGAUUGACAUGCCUGUGGAAAGGAUGCACCCCCACCUGUCUAAAGGCUACGCGUACGUGGAGUUUGAGAAUCCGGACGAGGCCGAGAAGGCUCUGAAGCACAUGGAUGGAGGACAAAUCGAUGGCCAGGAGAUCACCGCCACCGCUGUGCUGGCCCCAUGGCCGAGGCCACCGCCCAGGAGAUUCAGCCCUCCCAGGAGAAUGCUGCCUCCACCUCCCAUGUGGCGUCGGUCGCCCCCACGGAUGAGAAGAAGGUCACGCUCCCCGAGACGCAGGUCCCCGGUGCGCCGGCGGUCCCGCUCGCCCGGCCGCCGCCGCCACAGGAGCCGGUCCAGCUCCAACUCCUCCCGAUAAGCAGGCCACCGGAGCUCUGCACCCUGGAACUUCUGUCCCGUCCACUUCAGUUCGGUCACUUGUGUAGCGGCAGGAGGAUUGGUAGGAGAGAAAUUCCUCACUCAGGGCAGGCUUCGAAGGCGGCGAUUGAGGCGUUUCCUCUGAAGGCAGAGUUCUAGCUGCAGGAGCGUCAGUGGCUUGGGGUUGUGCCUGUAAAGACGCCCGCCAGGUCUCUGGCUAGAAAGCUCCCACGUUCGCAGUUCCUCAGAGUCCAUUCAGUGGCAAAGCCAGCAGGGACAACGCAGGGCUCCGGGUGGCAGUGCGGCCCCAGCCCGGGGGUGGGGGCUGGGCCAGUGGCCUGGUCGUGCCCAAGCUUGCCGGUCUGCGGGGUCCCUCAGGAAGGGGCCUGCUUUCCGUGCGGCUGCUGAUCCUGCUGGCCUGGCCCUGCUCCCCCUGCUCCGGUCCUCCUCCGAUAUCUACAGUCAGACACCCUGUGUUCAUCACCGGAAAUGGUUGGUUUUACACGUACUCAUGCACACACACCACAUCCCGCGGCUCCCUUUCUCUCUGCACUCGGUGAACAAGUUGAGAGCCAGCUCCACAGGGCCAUCGAGGACCCCCCCCCCCCCUUGUACCUGUCAUUCACUGUGGUCUCGCAGGUUACCGUGGCAAUGUGUACAUUGCUUUUUGGCUUUUAUUGUACAGUCAGUACUAUAAAUUUGUUGUUUUGAGUUUUGUAACUUGUAGCAUUUUAGGCGCUGUUGUGUUUGUACUUUGUUGUGUAGAGUGAAGGGAUUGUGUUGAAUAAACGGGAUUAGACUGCAGACUGAGUACUGGCUUCGCUGCCCCCUUCCUGUCUGUGACCCCAGAAACAGCUUCACUUCUGAAGCUAAAAACUCAGCCACUGAAAACACACGACCGCGUCUUGGUUCAUUUCCGCAGGCACACUUCCAGAGUCUGAGCAGAACAGCCGGUCAGCACGCCGGGGAGUUGGGCAGAUUC
Messenger RNA from Puma concolor (puma), 1563 nucleotides. Lineage: Eukaryota; Metazoa; Chordata; Mammalia; Carnivora; Felidae. The record is from RefSeq and is a predicted model, not a curated record.